AUGUGGAGAUAUUUUCAUGGCGAGGCUUUCGUGACCACCGGCGGCAAGGCUCAAAACCGACAGCAAGCAACUAGUGAUAGUGAUACGACGACCAUGUCGACAGCGGUAGAAGCACGACCUAUUCGUCAACCUAGUGGUCUGAUUCGACUGCUUGGCACCUUUGGCGCCAUGAAGCGACAAAUUUUCGGUCCCUGCUAUGAUCCGUACCAGCGGGACGAGGUAGUACAGGAAGAACAAGAACAAAGAGGAGGAGCAACCAACCAACAAGAACUAAAAGAAGCGCAUGUCGAGCGACCAACCAAAGGACGACGGUCUCUUACCUCCAUAGUGGUGAACACUAUCUCCAACAUGGCCUGUGGGCUCUUUUGGGACACAACAACAGCACAACCACCGACAUCGUCCGCUUGGGAAAACAGAAUGCAAGAGGCCGAACGGUUGAUUCGUGGUAUUUGUUCGCAAAACCAACAGCAGCAACGAGACAGUAUAAACAAUCCCUCGGGGUGGGGCUUGCCUCUAAAUGCAGCCGUAGCCUAUCAAUUUGCGGUCGAAGAAGAUAAUAGCAAAUGGGGCCUGGUGAACAAGGAGGAUCUCAAAGUUUGCUUCUUGGCACUCAUGCCACCUCCGAAACCUAAACGCACUUACAUUGCCAUCCAAGAAGUACCUACACCACUAGGUCUACCCGUAGGCGUACCUCACAAUUACCAGCAUUCACGCACUCAUCACCAUCUCUUUCAUGACGCAGUAGUACUACCAUAG
Zychaea mexicana is the source of this 756-nucleotide messenger RNA. RefSeq lists its product as uncharacterized. NCBI's taxonomy places the organism in Eukaryota, Fungi, Mucoromycota, Mucoromycetes, Mucorales, Lichtheimiaceae. The transcript has 3 exons. The record is from RefSeq and is a predicted model, not a curated record. The coding region runs from base 1 to 756 and encodes 251 amino acids.